AUGGUGUCUGCAACGGCAGUUCGUCGUUUUGGUUACGUUGGUGCGGCAGCAAACUGGCUUAUACCCCUUGCUGCCAUUGUUAAUCUUCCUACGCGCAAACCCAGUGAGAUUGACCCUCUGAUGACCGGUGUUUUGGGAACGUACAGCGCAGUGUUUGUUCGAUGGUCGAUAGCCAUCUCGCCACCAAAUUAUCCCUUGUUUUUAUGUCACGCGACGAACUGCGUGGUGCAGGCCGCAACCCUUGUCCGAAAGGCAGUGUGA
Trypanosoma brucei brucei TREU927 is the source of this 261-nucleotide messenger RNA. RefSeq lists its product as hypothetical. Gene Ontology annotation, biological process: pyruvate import into mitochondria. The record is from RefSeq and is a predicted model, not a curated record. The transcript has a single exon. Gene Ontology annotation, cellular component: mitochondrial inner membrane. The coding region runs from base 1 to 261 and encodes 86 amino acids. NCBI's taxonomy places the organism in Eukaryota, Euglenozoa, Kinetoplastea, Trypanosomatida, Trypanosomatidae.